AUGAAUCCUGCCAGAACUCUUGUCCUUUGUGUGCGUUUCUUUAACCAUUCUCGAGAAUGACUGUGGAUGUGAACGGGGAAGUGUUGUAUUGGUAAGGAACCAAUUAGUUGCCAUUUCCUGUUAAAUGUUGGAUUCCUGCAUUUUUAUAUCAAACUCAUUUAGCUUUUGAGUUCCAACAGAUCAUACUCUAACCAGUAUCACUGUUAGUUGAUAAGAAAAAAUCAUGAAAAAAUUAAGACUUCAUUUGGUGACAGUUUUUGCAAUAAAACUGGUGGGUCAAACAAUGUGGUGCUGGCACAAAAAGAACAAGAAGAAGAAGAAGAGAARAAAGAAAUCAGAAGUAAUUUCACUAUGAGAAGACUGACAAGAAUGAAACAAUCACAAGACAUACAAUUACCAGUUCUAUUGGAAGGAACAUUAUCAAUCAAUAUACCAACAGGAGAUUUCACUUGGUAGUCUCAUCAAAAUGGAAGUAUUUUUUUAUUUUUCAUUUUCAUAUCAUCUAUGGAGAUGCGUGUAAAAAGUUACGUAAGAAAAAGUACCAAAAUACCGGUGCUGAAGUUUCCCUGUGUACGUACAGUAUUCCCUUUUGCUCACAACGAUACGGUAGUCGUACUUGUGAACCAUCCCAGAGUUGAUUUUGAUUUGAUGGCUCGUGAAAAAAAUCGUUCUGCCGUACCGAACUGUAGGAUGUUUUGGAGUUUCUGUCUGCUUGUGAGGAUGAACGAUAUGACACUCGGUACUGUACGGUACAGUACGUUGUAUUGAAAAUUACUGUGGAACGGGAAUAAUUUCGUUGUUCAUUGCGACGAGAACAAUUGUCCCUGAACAUUCAUGAAGAAUGCGUCGAUGAAAUCUUUGMUUGUUGCUUUCUCUCUGUCUCUGUCACAUUCUUCUAUCAUCACGACCGAAUUGUAUGCUUUACUUUUCGUCGCUUCUUGCCUGAAAACUCUAAGUUUUAGCGCAGCGUUUGACAAACGCAUCUGCCAGCUCACGGUCCCUUUGCAUAUUCAAUCAAGGCGUGUCGCAGCAAAACCAAAAACGAAAAUGGCGAUGCUAGCAGAGACCACCAGGGUUUCGGUCGGCGAUUUUGCUGCUGGCAAGAAGGGCACCAAUCCAACCACUCUCGUUGGGAGGAGCCGAGCGGGGGAUGCAACCGCUUUCGCGAUUCCCGAAAUGAAAUGGUUGUUUGACUGCGGUGCCAUGGUACAAGAAUGGAAACCACGCAUUAUUUUCUUGACCCACACACACUCGGAUCACAUACAUUUUUUGUUCCGUUUCAAGGACGAUGAGCGGCCGCCCACAAUCUACCUGCCUGAAGCCAGUAUGCCCUUUGUGGAAACCUGUUUGAAGGCAUACGAAGAAAUGACGGAAUGCCAAUCGUUAGCGGCAGAGCACAGCGGAAAUGAUACAGAGACGACGGAAAGGAAGAGCGGAUUCCUAUUAAAAGCCGYAAGGCCAGAUGAAGAGUUUUUGGUUUCACACGGAGGAAAUAAGUUUCGAGUGCGCACCUUGAGCAUGACACAUCGCAUACCGUGCUUGGGAUAUAGUAUAUUUCGACUCCGAAGCAGUCUCAAGGAAGACUUCAAGGGUCUAUCGGGCAGAGAAAUAGGUCAGCUGAAAAAGGAUGGAGUCGAUGUUACGAAAGUUGUAGAAGAGCCGUAUCUUUGCUUUAUGGGCGACACGACGGCCAAAGUCUUCGAGGAUUACCCCGAAAUUCUCAAACAUCAUUCCACGGUGGUCUUGGAAUGCACAUUCAUCGAUGUGGACAGUCGAGAGCGGGCUGAAGUGACCAAGCACACUCACUGGGAUGAUCUGCAACCCCACAUUGCUUCGAACCCAGAUACUAUGUUCAUUCUAGUGCAUUUUUCACUCAAGUACUCGAGUCUGUCUCUCCGUCGCUUCUUUCGAGAUCAGCAAGUAAUUUACGACAACGUUCAUCCAAUGUUGAUAGAACGMGAAGUUAAAGAGCAGUGGCASAAGACAGGAGAAGAAGGCGAGCAUCCCAGGUGCAACUGUAGGAUCUGUCGUGAUUGACCGACUCGGAUCGACUCGGUCGGUUCGAUUCGCUUUGAUUCACGUUUUUUGCGGUUGUGGCCAGCUCGCAAUCGUUCAAUCGUUUGCAAGGGCUUCAUGCGCGAGAAUUGUGCUAGAAAGAAUUCAAGAAAGGAAUGGCACAAUAGAUUGAUAUCCUCAGAAUAGAAUGCYAUGCUUGAUAGAUAGAUUUAGAAUAUGUUAAAACUGAGGUUUCCAUCUGAUACUAGCACUACUKAUCGAGUGCUGCAUUGUAAUUCUUGGCAUUUCUGACACUGCUCACAACUUUUGUUAGAAUGACUUCRCUUUGUGCCGAUGGAACGGUGAUCAAAAUUCACCAAUCUGUCAGGUUUUGUCAGAGGAGUACCAGGUAUGCUACUAGUAAAGUGUUUUAACAUUUUUUGUCCUACCAGUACGGCACUGUACCGUACCGUACGUACUGUAUUUUCUAUUUCCGAUACUGUAUUAUGACAACAUACAGUAGUACUAUACAGUAGGUACGAGGCUGGAUGUUGUUGAUCAUGCACCGUAAUAGCUUCUACUGUAAGCAGUAAAAUUUGUUAGCGUAUUGGUAAAUUCUCCCUUMAAACAACAAGAAGGCCUUUCGGCCCGGUGUUCUUUGUCGCGCAUGGCUUAAMGAGUUGGUUCGUCAUUCRGUUCUGGUUUUUGUUUGCUUGCUAUCUAGAUGACACCAGGUAUGGUAUCAUUGGCCAGAUGGGACUAAGCUGUCGUCCGCGGAAAGUGCGUACUUCUUGUCACCGAGAAAAGAAAAAUCAUGGGAAACCCACAACAAUCSCGUCAUACCGGUAGUACGGAUGGAACGCUUAGUGGAACAUUUUUCACUCAUUAUUUCAUACAUUCUUCUUUUUUUUUUAUUAUUCUGAACGACGAUGAAUGAUUUGUGUACGAAUUAGGAGAACUUAGUCCAGUUCUUCUUGGAACACCGGUUGCACCUGCGUGUAUGAGCUUCGCAAGUAAAAUUAGAAGACCACACACAUUGACUACAACAGCAACAACCGUAAAAUUUACUAGUACGUUGCAAUCUCCAUUUUCUUUACACUCACACAGAAGCGCCGUCCGACGGCGAGAAAGUCGAAUUUAUUAUUCAAUAAAACCUAUGCAGUAACAUUCUCUAUGUAAAGGCACUAUUUCGGAACGGCAAGCUAGUCGACGCAACUAAUUUUCGGCACUGKGCAUCGCUGUUGCAUUUGCAAUCGGACGUUGAAAUCUUGACGAAGAGGCUUGGCGARAACCGUAGAAUCAAAUAACGCUAUCAAUUAAUUUUACWGCUUGRUCUUCUACUUCGAGCCCGCGGAUCGAAGAUGAGUCGUAGCAGURAUCAAUCGCCUWCGCCUGAUUUGUUGGAGUGCAUCGAAAUGGUAUGUGCAUGCGRUAUGCGUUYCCUACGAUGACUCUGCGGUACUUUUCAWAACCACGCAGGUUACUCACCUUUCUACGUAUCAUUCAUUUGCUCUCCACCUUUCGCUYCCGAAACAAAACUAGCGACACUGGCAAGGGGCAAUCGAUAUAGUAGCGRCCAACCACAACGCCGUAUACCAAAGACAGCGAAGGAGGGGGAGUAUUCAUCAUUCACCAAACAACUAUAACAGYAAUCGCCUUGCAAUCCACGAACUCUGCAAACUUGCGAGCUGCCCCACCAGCGUGCGCUUUUCCAAAGAGGAAUUUUCGGAAGACGAAGAAGAGGACGACGAGCACGAAGAUAGUGCUACGAAUCCGAGCGAUGAGACGGCRGAACUCGACAAGAUUUUUGAUGCUUGCGAAUUGGAAGAGGGGACAAAAAUAUACGACGUGACACAAUUUAUGAUCGAUGUGUCGCAUUCUCUUGGGCCUACCAAGGUCGCUAUCUCUCCUKAUGCAGACACCGAUGACGGCGACCACGAAAACGACAACAACGAAAACAUGCACAAYCUAGAAAUCAAUCCGGCGAUUGAGGGAYACGGGGAAGCAGAAGGAAACGGAAAUGAAAUCAAUGCUGCCGAAUCUCGYGUAUACGACAACCGUGAUGACAACCGAGAUGCUGGAAACSUGGAUCAAGAGGAAGAUAUCGAAARCGACGAAAACCACAGCCGGAGGCACGACCGCAGCACCGCGAUUCACGAAUCCAUACUGACCGUGAAGGAUUCCAUGGGGAAGACCCCCCUGCACGUUCUUUGUGAAAACUCUUGCGACACCAACAUGAUGAAAGUGAUUCUAGAGAGUUCCCGGGACGCGACAGGAAAUCCCCGUGCCCCGACGGUGUUGUCUCUGGUGCUCGCCAAGGACUCKAGGGGAUCCACCCCACUCCAUUACCUGGCGUAUUCGCGGCAGUGCCCGUUUUCGACGCUGAAACUCAUGAUGGACUAUUGCCAACCCCGCCCGUCCAUCGACCCCACGCUUUGCACCGACGAAGACGGCGAAACUCCUCUGCACUGGGCGCUGGGUGGGUACAUGUCUCCCCGACGAAUCAAAGAACUCACGCGGCACUCUCUCGACGCCAUCAUGGCUCGGGACCAAAAAGGAAAGAGACCCUUUGACCAUUUCACAACCAAUUUUGUCGACUCGGAUUGGACAGAGCACGAUGUUUGCGGGAAGGAGGUAUGGGAGAACGUACAACAAUAUCUCYGCGUCGUCCACAGCAACUACAGCAGGAAAAAGAACAAAUUCAGYCAUGUYACCACACGCAGUAGUGCUGCCGAUGAAGGAUGCAAWAAUUAUUUCAACGGGGACAGCAAGCCGCAGCAACGAUCGAUCAAUCGACUGGUAGCUUUUAAUGAASCAAGGCAGGGUUUUUCUGAGUGGYUGCCCUUGCAUUUUAUUGCGGGGUCGCCGUAUGACUUUCCUCCAAUUUUUACCGAUCUCGCACUGAAGUACCGAAAGGAAGAUUUACAAAAAGCGGAUCGGCACGGCAACAUUCCUCUCCACUUAGCAUGCGGAAGGAGGUGUGCUAGCAUUCGAAAUAAUAACAACAACGAACCCGAAACCGAAACACAAACCAACACGCCUGCAAAAUCUGGAAAUGGAAACAYCGCAACAGACAACUUGUUGGGCCUAAAAUUGUUGAAGGCUUUCCCACGUGCGUCUCUCAUCAGAUCAACGACWACGAAUCAAUUGCCUCUCCACGUCGCCGUCCGCGCACAGCAGCCAAUGCCGCUGAUUGCGGCCCUCAUCCGCACCUAUCCGCGGUCCCUGAACAUCCAGGACCCGAUSACAAAGUUGUUGCCGUACGCUCUCGCGGGACUCGAAGACGGAACGAGCGACGAGGCCAAAGGAAACGAUUCUCUGUGGCUGUCCUUUGCCUUGCUGCGAGCCGAUCCGUCCGUUCUCCACCUGCGCAAUCUUACCGAUGCCGAUAGACGCCCGUGGAGUGAGGGCUACGAUCGCGCCACGUUUGACAAAAAACCCAUGGGAGUAGACGAAUCCUACACGGAACAYUCCUCGCGCCGCAUCCGGCGUCUGACAAUCCGAUGACGAGGUAAUGGGUGAAUAAUCCAGAAGAACAAUU
Pseudo-nitzschia multistriata is the source of this 5536-nucleotide messenger RNA. The record is from the annotation of a GenBank genome assembly. NCBI's taxonomy places the organism in Eukaryota, Bacillariophyta, Bacillariophyceae, Bacillariales, Bacillariaceae.